This is a messenger RNA of Capronia epimyces CBS 606.96, 1749 nucleotides long. RefSeq lists its product as uncharacterized. Bases 1 to 1749 code for a protein of 582 amino acids. The record is from RefSeq and is a predicted model, not a curated record. The transcript has a single exon. Gene Ontology annotation, molecular function: catalytic activity. NCBI's taxonomy places the organism in Eukaryota, Fungi, Ascomycota, Eurotiomycetes, Chaetothyriales, Herpotrichiellaceae.
AUGCGGCCCCCGACAAAGCCUCGCCUCAAUCGCAGACGGGUCAAUGUCCUUAUCUUCGUCACCGAAAAGAUCGGCCCGGAAGUGCUUCCCUACCUACUGAAGAACCCCGACCUAAACCUGCGUGUGAUCUCAGACAGCCCCAAGGCCGAGUUUCAGGAGUAUAUGGACCCAGGAAUCAGCCUGGAUCAAGUGCAAUGGUUUGAAAAUACCCCUCAAGAUCCAUACCGCAAUCAGGCCAUGAUGCAAGGACACCGGCUGGCCAGGUGGGCCGAUUUGAUGUUCAUAGUCAUGGACGCCAGUAUGAUUUCUCUCAUGCUGAGUGGCUUGACCACCGAUGUCAUUCUCCAUGUGCUGAGGUGCUGGGACGUGUCGAAGCGGAUCGCCCUCUUGCCGGAGUUGAGUGUCGAUCAAUGGAAACACCCGACCUGGAGGAGACAACUGUCGAAGCUGCAACGUAAAUGGGAUUGGGUUCACGUUUUAUCUCCUGCCUUGUGGGACUUCGCGACCAACCCUCAAGAUCUUACACAACCAGGACCGAACCCGCUCGGCCAGGACGGCGGCCCGGAAAUCGAGUGGCAGUGGGAUGGUCCGAACGAGAUCAUCGAGGCCAUUGACACGGAAUCACAGAUUCUUCUUCGCCUCACCCAUUCCAAGCUACAUGCGUCCUCACAGCAUCUGCCCCAAAUGAACGGCGUCUCCCAGAAACCCUGUCUGCCGGUCGAAAUCUGGACCCUCAUCCUCGACCAUCUGGGGGACUGGGAACUGGCAACCGCCCUUGGAAUCUACACUCAUAUUCCUACACCCCACGAAUGGGAGGCCUUGGUUCCCAAAUUAGGAUCCAACAGAACCAGAUCUCUCGAGUACACCAUCCUCACACAACCGCUGUCGCAGGUCAAGGCUUGGUUUACGAACAACACCUCGUCGCAACCGCCCACCACCCUAUCCCCAAUUGCGACGCGUCUCAUCUUCCGCUUCAGCAUGACCGAUCUUCUGACCUACCUUGCCCUGCACCAGAAGGACAUCUUCUGGACAUCCUUCGGUUUAGCAUUGCUGCCGCACAAGGCUUCCUUGAUCUACAACUCCCCGACCAUUCUUCAAUGGUGGCUCGACUGCCCCGCCGUGAUCAAGAAGGAAUACGGUCCCGAAGCCAUGGACGGGGCGUCGCGAGCCGGAUUUGUGGAAGUACUCGACUGGUGGCUCAACUCGGGCCUCAAGCUCACAUACACGGAAAGGGCACUGGAGUCUGCUUCGGCCAAGGGCCAUGUCGAAGUCUUGGAGUGGUGGCGCGUCAACUCGAUGACGCUCGUCGGUACCUCGCGCGAGAUGCCCCUGAAGGUGGGCAAAUCAAUCCUGCUGGCCGCCCAGUCCGGGCGGACAAACAGCAUCGAAUGGUGGGAGUCUAGCGGCAUCCCUUACUCGCACGAGGAGGGCGUUGCUCGCCUAGCUUCGCAACAUGGCCAUGUCCCUGUUCUGGAGCUGUGGCACCACUUGAAGGGCUCCAAGAUGAUCUUCGACAACCAGGUCCUAGUGGGCGCCACCAAGAACGGCCACGCGGGUGUUCUACAGUGGUGGAAAGACGUCAGUCGCAAGCAUGGCGUGCGAGUUGAAUACAAGACGUGCGAUAUCGAGGAGGCCAUGGAGGAUGCCGUUGGCGGCGGUGGCGAGGGCGAGGUCCGGGAAUGGUGGGGGCGCAACGGCUUGAAUCUCGGCGUCGGCACAGGCGAGUGGAUGAGGGUCAAAACCCUGUAA